Eleginops maclovinus (Patagonian blennie) is the source of this 4112-nucleotide messenger RNA. Its product is annotated as overexpressed in colon carcinoma 1 protein. Bases 706 to 885 code for a protein of 59 amino acids. NCBI's taxonomy places the organism in Eukaryota, Metazoa, Chordata, Actinopteri, Perciformes, Eleginopidae. The transcript has 7 exons. The record is from RefSeq and is a predicted model, not a curated record.
GACUGUGUUUUUAAAUGUCAUGCCUCCUCUUUUAUGUUCUUGUCAUUUGAUGUAAUUUAUACCUGCCACCACAAAGAGGUAAGAACUCAUGGUGACAUUACACUCACCUCCAAUGUGUCCGAAAACCUCAACUUAACAAGAGAAAAAUGGAUGUUAGGCAAGCCGUGACAAGCAUUGUCCCUCAUCAUCAAGCUCCUAGGCAGCCUGUUCAGGAGCACAUUCUUUCCUCCCCAGUGGACUUGUGUUUUUUAAUUGGAAGCUUGCUAUUGGUUGAGUUUCUCCCAACCCUCCGCCUCCUUUCCCCUGGUUUCCCGGGCAACCUUGUCAGGGUGGAGGAAAAGAGCAAAUCAUGUGAGGGCAUAGCAUCUUUCUCUCCCCUCUCUCUCAUCCUCUCUUCCAGUGUGUGUGUAUAUGUGUGUGUGAGUGUAUAAAAGCCUCUCUCUCUCCAUGCUUUCACUUCACUCUCAGCUCUCCAUUGGUUUGCAGAGAGCAUAGGCUCAAGACUGAAGAGAGUGGAAGGGGAUACGACCAUAGGAGAUCCUUGUUUUACAGUGGGAGACAUUUCUCUGAGAAUUCUUCUUCUUCUUUCACUUUUUCCCCCCCUCUCCCCAAUGUGUUGUGGGGUUCCCAUCUUUCGUUCUUUUUCUUUUUCUUCUUCUUUUUCUUAAGCGUCUCUGCAUUGUUGGACCGUGGCAUCGAUGCAAAAUGGGUUGUGGCAAUUCCUCAGCCACCAACACGUCAGGAGGGGGGCCAGCAGACGUGUCAAAAGAUGUGACAGAAGAUCUCCCGGUAGACGAUGAGAAAAGAAGGAACUAUGGAGGCGUUUACGUAGGUCUACCAGCAGAAAUGGCCGAUGUGGCCACCAGCCAGGCCAAGUCCUCAUGAAAAGGAUCCUGCAUUUUCGUCCUCGCAGAGAGUCACUUACCUUACAGGGAGAGAGCAUGUAAGUGCUCCUGCUCAGGCUCCUCAAGCACUGAGUAUCCAGGCUUUAACACUGUCAUUAAGCGAAGAUGUGGACAGCUUGCUCGGCAUCUGAGGACGCUGCUUUAUGGGGUCAUGGCGGGCCCAGCUACACAGGGAUGAACAGCCAAAGUGAACGUAUGACAUCCAUCAUCACCCUUCAGUUUGUGAAUAAAAAAGAUGGACAUCAAAACGGACAAGCACCCACUCACCGGGAUUUGUGACAGCAAUCUUGCCUCCUCGGUCACAGAACUGGAACUUUCUCUUUCUUUUUCAGGAGAAGACAGGGGACUACACUCACUAACUAUCUGAGACACACACAUACCCAAAAGCCCUGUGCAAUUAUAAUCACUUCUCAGUAAUGUCUCUAGGAGCCAUCAAUAAUUCAUUGUGUGAGCAGUGAGUACGAGACAGUCACAGAAAAUAAAUCGCAUUGAUUUCAAUCAGGGACUUGCAGCCACAGAAAUGUCUGGAAAACUGAUUUUUAUUCUGAUUCUAAAUGCUUAGGUUGAACUUGAACUUAUUCACUCUAUGUCCCCUUGUGUUCUGGGUGCGUCAACAAGGUCGUACCUGGUGUCAUUACUUAACUUCUUCCCCAGACUGAUUAUGUAACAUCGCAUAUGACUCACUCCUCUCUACUCUCUCUCACAUUCAUUUUCAGUAUGCUCUAUCAGCAUGAAUGUGAGGUGUACAAGCAUCAAGGGUUUAAUAGAGGAAUGAGAACAUUUUUUAAAUGUAGUUAUCUAAAAUAUAUAAAAAGAACGUGAGCGUGUGUGUGUGUGUGUGUGUGUGUGUGUGUGUGUGUGUGUGUGUGUGUGUGUGUGUGUGUGUGUGUGUGUGUGUGUGUGUGUGUGUGUGUGUGUGUGUGUGUGUGUGUGUGUGUGUGUGUGUGUGUGUGUGUGUGUGUGUGUGUGUGUCUUUCCGCAGUAUGUUGAUUUUCGGCUGAAGAGAUUAGAGUGGUGCUUCUGGGUUGUUCACACAGCUCUUACAAUAUUUAUCAUAAGCAGAAUAGUUACACAGUUUGUAAUAAUCUCACAACAGAAAGUAUGAUCCAAUGUGUAGAAGAAAAAACAUCAUAUUAAAUUACGUUCAGAGGCAAAAAAGUUGUGAAAAAGGAAUCUUUCAAAGAGAGGUCAUUCUUUCUUACAGUUUAUCUACAUUGAAUUGAAAUUUCUUACAAUCGAUUUUAUACGUCAUGUUUCACACAACAUGUGGAUGUUAUUCGUCUGUGUAUCCUUGAAGGAUAAAGCUGGUACUGUGCUGUAUUUUUAUUUUUUAUAUUGUCAUGAAAUCCAAUGAAAAGACUCAAACCAAUUAAUCCUGCGGCCUUCAGUAGCUGAUAGAGUAGCUUGGUUGUCAUGGAGAAAAGUAUGAAAUUGUGGUCACAUAAUAGCAGUUCAAUUUUCAUAUAUAUAUAAUAAUAAUCAAAUUGCUGCUUCAAAUGCAGCUCAACAAUGUAUUAGUCCAUCUCAUCUCCGAGGAAAAUGAAAAUCCUCUCCUAAAACAUCUCAAAAACACAGAUUCAUAUUUCAUAAAGGCUCAGUUCUUUCCAAAAACACCUGGGCGCUAUAUUUUUCUAGCAAAUGUUACUUUAACAGCAGUGCAUUUUGGUGGCUGUAUUCAGCUUCGAAAUAAUCCAUAUUGGGGGAUUAUUUUUGGCAGCAGUCCAGUGUAUAUGGGACUGAAAAUAAUGCCAAUGUUCAUCAUUAUGAAGGAACAUGUCACCCAUUCAAUACGGUCUGACUCAUUCUGUUUCCAAACAACAAUGGAGGACCGUGGUAUGGAAAAGAAGCUAUAUCAGGCUUUGACUAUGUUAUGAUUGUAUAUUUUUAGCAGGAUAAAUUCAUUGUUGUUGUUUUUUGUGAGGGGGUUUUGUCAUGUGAUUUGUUGACAAUAAGAUCACCAGCACAGUGUCCACAUAAAACACAUUACAGCUGGGCGGGCAUUAAGGGCCAAGGUCAUUUGUCAACCGGGCUCUUGACAUCUCUCCUUCCUAAUGAAUGUACAACAUCCUCCACUCACCGAGACCCUAGAGGAGGGUGGAAAUAGACCAACUCCAAACACUUGAGAUUCAAGAGACGUUCUCUCUUAUACAAAAUGCUUUAAAUAUCUGAGCUUGUAACCUUGACUGACUGGACUAAUAACAAAACAUAGGGACUUAUUUCACCAUGCCAGAACACCAGCUCACUGUUUACUUUUCGUGUCGGUUUUUGUCAGAAUGACGCCCACUAGUUGCGGAGGUGUGUCACCACAUAAUACCAAGGGAUUUUAUGUAGUGUGAUUUAAUCGCAAAGCAUUUUUUUUAGCUUGAAUUUUGCAGCGAUUUCACUGUUCACCUACAGUAUGGUAGAGACCUAAUAUACUGCAGAUACAAAGAGCUGCUUAAUGUACAGUAUAGUUUACACCAUAUUAUAUCAAUAGUUACAGUAUGUCUACAACACCAUAGCACCAAGUUAAUGUAGAACUGGGCCAGUGAUUACAUUUUUGUGUCCGUUUUCCUUUACGUCUUCAUUUCCUCCUUGCUGCUGCCUCCUACAGAGGCCUUUGGCUCUUACAACAUGUCGUGCUGCCUGUCUCUCCCUCUUUUAUCAUCUUCUUCCGUGCCCUUUAUGGUUGUUCCUCCUUUGUAUGAUGGGUUUCUUUGCCUUUGCCCUAUUCAAUAAAUCUUACAAAGGCAAGAAGGCAGAGAGUGGAUGAAUAACACAAUGUUGGAUAGUUGUAAAAAGCUGUUCAACACAGCAUGUCUCUUGAAUGGUGUAGAGGUUGGUCAUGCUUAGAGAAGUACGAUAUUUUUUAAAGGAGCAGUAAGACAUAUUUUACCAAGACUCAGAUAAGAAGAUUAAUACCAUAUUCAGCUAUAACAGUGGUAUCAAUAUUAUUUAUCUGAUCGAACUCUUGGCAAGCAAGCCAAUAUUUCAUCUAACUGUCAAACUACCGGUAGUCCUUUUAUAUAUUUUCUCUGAUCAUCAGGUUUUGCACACAUUAUUGCUGAACCUUACAGGAAUAACUUAAAGUCAAAGCAGCUGUGAAUUGUUGUAAGUAUAUAAAUGCUUAAUCACACACUGAAAAACACAUGGAGUGGCCGUUAAAAACCCACCCGUGUCUCUUUAUGCUGUGGACAGAUGUUAUAAUAAAAGAGGUAAUAAAAGAGG